UUAGGAUUUUGGAUCGGUGAACAGGGAGAAAGAAAGGGUGUGAGGAGGUGAGGAAGGAAGUGUGAGGAGGGAGGAGGCAAAAGGACAGACAGACAGGGAGGGCAGAAAGCCAGGGGGCAUAGGAACAGAGGGACACAAGAAAAGCCUACAAGCAGGGCUAUUUAGAUAUAAUCCAAAAAGGAACACAUGCUUACCAAAUUCUAAAGCGAUAUAUAUAUAUAGACAGGGGCCAUAGGUUUAUGUAAAGUUUCAGUAUAAAAACUGAUAUAUAAUUGUGUAUGUUACAAAUUUUAAAGUAACUGUAUUCAAGAAAACACAUAUCUUUAGAUAUAGUAAAGAAUUAAACAUACAAAGUUAAAGAGAGAUAUAAACUGGAAAGUGUGUGGGUGUACAUAUAGAGCUACAGGAGGCAACGUAGAAUUUGUUAAUCUCAGAGAAGCAACUACUUGUCUGAAGACUCAAGAAGAACAUCUACAAACUCAUUGCUUGGACUCUUAAACACAUCUUACUCAUACCCUUGGAUUCCAGCCACUUACUCUUGGAUACACCUGGAUUAGGACCAUGUCCACAACCGUGUCCCCCACGUCGAUGGACAGAGAAGGGGCACACACAAGCCGGGUCAUAAAGAACCCACUGACUGGACUGCGCUGGAGAAGGUUGGAGGAGCCACUGGGAUUCAUUAAAUUACUGGAAUGGCUUUUUGCAAUCUUUGCCUUUGGAAGCUGUGGCUCAUUCAGUGGAGAAACAGCAGCUACUGUUACUUGUAAGGAAACAGAAACCGAAACAAAUCUCAUCUCUGUGCCUUUUGGAUAUCCAUUCAGACUGUAUCGUCAACGCUUUGAGAUGCCAGGAUGUGCAGAUAUAGAAAAACGGAUUAUGCACCUGAAUGGCGAUUUUUCUGCUCCAGCAGAGUUCUUUGUUACUAUCGGAGUUUUCGCUUUCCUGUAUUCAAUGUUCGCUCUGGUUAUCUAUCUGCGCUUCAAUGAACAAUACACACAGAUCCGAAGAGUGCCCAUUGUGGACCUUUGUGUGACAGGUGUCUUUACCUUCUUGUGGUUGGUAGCAGCUUCAGCGUGGGGAAAGGGUCUAAUGGAUGUGAAGCUGGCCACUCAUCCCAUAAGUCUUCUAUCUCCGAUGCCAGUGUGCCAACUGGAGAAAGCCACAUGCAGUACUGGUACUGCACCUUACUUUGGGCUCGCCAACAUAUCUGUGCUCUUUGGAUUUUUGAAUUUCUUCAUCUGGGCUGCCAAUCUGUGGUUUGUGUUCAAAGAGACAGCAUGGAACAAGCCAUCCCCAAACAAGGAGGAAUCAGCAGAGCGUGGCGAAGCUGAAGACCGCCAGUGACAUCUGACCUUCAGUGGCCACCUACCCUUUCUGUAAGAAAUCUUCAUCUACAAUCAACACUCCACCUGGAGGACUAAGCAAAUUCUCUUGAUAUUUUCCCAUCUUCCACAUUCUUCUUUGAACCUGACAUGUGUCCCGACUCUUGCCCAUAGCAAUUUGCUAUUUCCCAUCCCCACCAUGAUAUUUUCAGCACCUCACUCAUUACUUUCUUGAUCAAUAAUACCUCCUGCCAAAUGCCAUCCCACCUAAUCUGCCUCAACCUCCACUGUCUCUGGUGCUAUUUAUUAAAUAAAAUAUUCUCCAGUUUG
Molecule: messenger RNA, 1652 nt
Organism: Pelobates fuscus (common spadefoot toad)
Lineage: Eukaryota; Metazoa; Chordata; Amphibia; Anura; Pelobatidae
Gene: SYPL2
Product: synaptophysin like 2
Exons: 6
Coding region: 562-1344 (260 amino acids)
Cellular component (GO): synaptic vesicle; synaptic vesicle membrane
Source: RefSeq, a predicted model, not a curated record